Pocillopora verrucosa is the source of this 552-nucleotide messenger RNA. The record is from RefSeq and is a predicted model, not a curated record. Lineage: Eukaryota; Metazoa; Cnidaria; Anthozoa; Scleractinia; Pocilloporidae.
AUGGCCUCAGUACGAGAAGAGUACCGCAUAAGUUCUUACAGAAAGUUGCUCAUAGAGCUAUCGAAUGCACUAUCCACUAAAGAUCUGGAAGAGUUGGCAUUUGCUGCAGAGGACUUUCUUCCCUCGGGGAUAAUAGAAAAUACAGGAAGUGGGCUGCAGUUGUUUACUGCUCUACAGAGAGAUGACAAAAUUGGCCCAACGAAUUUGACUUUGCUACAGAAUAUGUUUGAGACAAUCGGCAGAGUGGAUCUCUCGCGGAGAAUUCAGGAUUUUUCAAUUACAACCGACAGAAUUGAGCCUGAAGCUAAGCUACAUGACUUAGUGAGCGAUGAGGGAAGGAAUGACAAUGAUCAUACAACUAAAGAAAGAGAUCCUUGUGACACAGUAAACCCUGCUGGAAAUAAAGAUGGGCCUGGUGACAUGGUGACUGAUGGGGUUGGGGAUGGUGAAGAUAUAGGAACAGCAAAAAGUGGUCCUGUGAAUACUACAGACACUACUGAAGGAUAUUUCAAAUACAGCAAUGCAUGUAUUAUCACAAAUUCACUUUUCUGA